AUGGAAAAAGAAAAAACUGAGAUGGAGGAGAUGGAUAAGAUUAAUCAGGAGAAGGGAAAGAACAAGAAUAAUCAACAGGAUCCACAAAUUGCUAAGGGUAAUAUGAAAGAAGCUCUACCCCAUAAUCAGAAAGAAAUUGAAAUUCAAAAUCAGAAAGAGCUAAGGGAGGAGCAGAAGCAACAAAAAGUGUCUGAGGACAAUACAAAAGAGGCAGUUCCUCAGAAACAAAGAGGCAGGGAAGAACAAAAUCGCAAUAUGGCCACGAAGAUCUCAAAAAGAGGUACUAGUGCCCCUCCAAAACAAACAUACAAGCCCACUAUAGCAAUAUUUGGGGUGGACAAACCAUCUCCAACUAAUGAGGAGGUAAGGAAAGAGGUAGUGGGAAAGAAAAAUGAGGAAAGGCAAGUUGUGGAUACAAUGAUAACCUCUACAAGCAGCAAUCCUAUACAAAAUAAAAAUCAAGAGCAACAGAUACAAGUGUCAUCUGAAAAACAGUCCAUAGAGAUACUUACUAAAGAUCAUAACGCAACUCAAGUGGUCUUGUCUCCAAAUGACAAAGAAAAACUGCAUAGCAAUACUCAAUGGAUAACUGAAAGAAAAAAGAAGACUAGACCUGUUAAGCAGUUAUUUAUAGGAGACAAGGAGGAUAUUACUCAAAAUAGGUUUGUCAAUCUGGAAGUUGAGGGUGAUAAACCAAGCCAACAAAAAAAUGUCCAUACAAGUGAAGGAGCAACUAAGGAAUCAACCCAAAAUAAGGAACCUCCUGAUGAUGAAUGGGCUGAGAAUACAACUUCUGAGGAAGAAGAAUCUAAUGGGUCAUCUGAUGAAGAAGCUGAGAUUCUGAUCAAAACCCUUGGGGGCAAGGGAAGAGACUCAAAAGAAGCAAAGAAAGCUAUUGCUGAUCUAUGCAUGAAAGAGGGACUAUCCCCAAGAGCAAAUAAAGACACUGGACAAAAACAGAAGGCCAGGGGCAAUACUUCCACCAAAGCACAAAAGAGCACUUCACAAAAAACCUCUAAUAUUCCUAUUAAUGAUUAA
Molecule: messenger RNA, 1038 nt
Organism: Lycium barbarum (goji berry)
Lineage: Eukaryota; Viridiplantae; Streptophyta; Magnoliopsida; Solanales; Solanaceae
Exons: 1
Coding region: 1-1038 (345 amino acids)
Source: RefSeq, a predicted model, not a curated record